AAUUGCCUAGGAUAGAGCUUAACAAUUUCUCUAAUAAUGCAGCAAAAUAAUUGACCACUCAAAAUCAUUCCAUUUGAUAAGAAUAAAGAAGGGAAAGUGGUUUGGGAACACAAAAACAAAAUCUAAAAUGAUAAGGUUUAGUUCGUAUUACAGUACUGGCAAUACCACCAAUACUACUACCACUGUUACUAUCCUUCUUCUUGCGCUUCUGUUACACAACUCCUCUACCCACCUUGUCCUCGCAACAUCUAGUUCCAUCGUCAAGUUCCUUCCUGGUUUUCAAGGACCUCUUCCUUUCCUACUAGAAACUGGCUACAUUCAAGUCGGUGAAAAUGAUGAUACUGCUGAAGUGUUCUACUACUUCAUAGAGUCUGAGAAUAAUCCUAAGGAAGAUCCUCUCUUGCUUUGGCUUACCGGCGGUCCUGGUUGCUCCUCCCUUACUGGUCUAGCAUUUGAAAUAGGUCCAAUAGCAUUUAAAAAUGAAGAAUACAACGGAAGCUUACCAAAUUUGGUAUUGAAGCCUCAUUCAUGGACAAAGGUAAGUAGUAUUAUAUUUUUGGAUUUGCCUGUGGGUACUGGAUUCUCUUAUCCCAAUACACAAAAAGCUGCUCAACAAAGCACGUCGAAGCUUGUUCACAACGCACAUCAAUUUCUUAGGAAGUGGCUGAUUGAUCAUCCACAAUUCAUCUCAAAUCAAGUGUACAUUGCUGGUGACUCAUAUUCUGGCCUACCUGUCCCAGUUAUUGUUCAAGAGAUUUCAGAUGGAAAUGAAGGUGGUCUCCAACCAUGGAUAAACCUUCAAGGAUAUAUACUAGGAAAUCCUGUAACAACACCAGACUACAAAAGUUACGAAAUACCAUUUAAUCAUGGCAUGGCAAUGAUUUCUAAUGAACUUUACGAGUCAUUACUGAAGAACUGUGGAGGCGAGUAUACAAAAAUAGAUCCUCAAAACGUGCUUUGUCUAAAAGACCUUCAAUCCUACCAAGAGACUAUUUCAGGAGUGAAUCCAGUUCAUAUUUUGGAACCAAAUUGUGAGGUUGAUUGGUAUGAUUCACGUGAACUUUCUAGAAAAAUGCUUCUGAUUCAAAAUGCUUCUCCCACACUGCCACCUUUAAGUUGUCGGAGUUAUGGAUAUAUUCUCGGUAGCUAUUGGGCUAACGAUGACAAUGUUCGCAAUGCGCUACACAUACGAAAGGGAAGUAUAAGAAAAUGGAAUCGAUGUGAUUUUAGCAUUCCUUUUAAGCAUGAAGUCAUUAACAGCUUCCCCUAUCAUGUAAAUCUUAGUCGAAAAGGUUAUCGUUCAUUAAUAUACAGUGGGGAUCAUGACAUGAUCGUUCCAUUCUUGCAUACUCAAGCAUGGAUAGCAUCUUUAAACUACUCCAUAGUCGAUGAUUGGAGGCAAUGGUAUUCGAAUGGUCAAGUAGCAGGAUAUACAAGAACUUACACAAAUCGAAUGACUUUUGCGACUAUAAAGGGGGGAGGACAUACGGCUCCGGAGUACAAGCCUAAAGAAUGCUUCGCCAUGUUGAGUAGGUGGCUAUCGAAUAAGAAAAUCUAAAAAUUAUAUAAUAUUCACAUGAUUCUAACACUUGUGUUCCUCGAAAAUCGAUUCUUUUUUCAUGCUUAAGAAAUCUAUGUCAAUACAAUUUGGUGUUAUAGUUUUACAUCAUUAUUAAUGCAAAAGCUAAAAAUGAGUAUACAUACUACAUUUUUUAAUAAACUCUUUUAGUAUUUAAUAAAAUCUCAAAGGUUUAACA
Messenger RNA from Lathyrus oleraceus (garden pea), 1757 nucleotides. RefSeq names its product serine carboxypeptidase-like 11. The coding region runs from base 128 to 1558 and encodes 476 amino acids. The transcript has 11 exons. Gene Ontology annotation, molecular function: serine-type carboxypeptidase activity; acyltransferase activity, transferring groups other than amino-acyl groups. NCBI's taxonomy places the organism in Eukaryota, Viridiplantae, Streptophyta, Magnoliopsida, Fabales, Fabaceae. The record is from RefSeq and is a predicted model, not a curated record. Gene Ontology annotation, biological process: proteolysis; secondary metabolic process.